AUGGCGGAACGCUACAUUCCCGAGCACCGCCGCACAAACUUCAAAGCAAAGAGCACCUUCAAGCCCGACGAGCUUCGUCGACGCCGCGAAGAGCAGCAAGUCGAGAUCCGGAAGCAGAAGCGAGAGGAGAAUCUUGCCAAGAGACGUGGGAUUGGCAGUCGCAGCGAUGGUGCCCCUGGUGCUUCGCUGGGUGCCGCGCCCGACAGCGACGAUGAGGGUGCCAAUACGGAGACACAGCUGAACGAAGACCUCCCCCUCAUGGUCCAAGGUGUCUUCUCCGACAAGAUCGAAGACCAAAUCGCCGCCACCACCAAGUUCCGAAAACUGCUGUCCAAAGAACGCAACCCUCCCAUCGAGCGUGUCAUCGAGACCGGCGUCGUGGGCCGCUUCGUCGAGUUCCUCCGCUCUCCCCACACCCUCGUUCAAUUCGAGGCUGCCUGGGCUCUGACCAACAUUGCUUCUGGCUCCGCUCAACAAACACAAGUCGUCAUCGAGGCUGGUGCCGUGCCCAUCUUCGUCGAGCUCCUCAGCAGCCCCGAGCCUGAUGUCAGAGAACAAGCGGUAUGGGCACUGGGAAACAUCGCUGGAGACAGCCCUCACUGCAGGGACUUUGUCCUCGCGUCGGGUGCCCUUGCCCCGCUCGUGCGUCUGCUGGGUGAUAGCCGCAAGCUGAGCAUGUUGAGGAAUGCCACGUGGACGCUGAGCAACUUCUGUCGUGGUAAGACCCCGCAGCCAGACUGGAACACUAUUGCCCCGGCCCUGCCCGUCCUUGCCAAGCUGGUGUAUUCUCUCGAUGACGAGGUUCUGAUCGAUGCCUGCUGGGCCAUCUCCUACCUGUCCGAUGGCUCCAACGACAAGAUCCAAGCCGUCAUCGAAGCGAACAUUCCUCGUCGACUGGUCGAGCUGCUCAUGCACGCCUCCACUUCCGUCCAAACCCCCGCCCUGCGCUCCGUGGGCAACAUCGUCACCGGCGACGAUGUCCAGACACAACUCAUCAUCAACUGCGGCGCCCUGCCCGCUCUCCUGUCGCUCCUCAGCUCCACUAAGGAUGGCAUCCGUAAGGAGGCGUGCUGGACCAUUUCCAACAUCACUGCCGGCAACAGCACUCAGAUCCAGGCGGUGAUUGAUGCUAACCUCGUCCAACCGCUGAUCCACCUGCUCAGCCACGGUGAUUUCAAGACGCGAAAGGAGGCAUGCUGGGCCAUCUCCAACGCCACCUCCGGCGGUCUGCAAAAGCCCGACCAAAUUCGCUUCUUGGUUUCCAUUGGUGCCAUCCGUCCCCUCUGCGACCUGCUCACCUGCCCCGACAACAAGAUCAUUCAAGUCGCCCUUGAUGGUUUGGAGAACAUCCUCAAGGUCGGCGACAUGGACAAAGAUGCUGCCGAGGGCGGUGCCGAGCCUCCGGUCAACCGCUACGCUCUCUUCAUCGAAGACUGCGGCGGCAUGGAGAAGAUUCACGAUUGCCAGAACAACAGCAACGAAGAGAUCUACAUGAAGGCGUACAGCAUCAUUGAGAAGUACUUCUCGGACGAGGAGGCCGAUGCGGAGGUGGAGUUGGCGCCGCAGCAGGGACAGGACGGACAAUUUGGAUUUGGCCAGCAGCAAGGCCAGCAGAACUUCAACUUUGCCAAUGGAAGUGGUGGAGAUAUGGAGAUGUGA
Messenger RNA from Neohortaea acidophila, 1659 nucleotides. Its product is annotated as armadillo-type protein. The transcript is spliced from 2 exons. Gene Ontology annotation, biological process: NLS-bearing protein import into nucleus. Gene Ontology annotation, molecular function: nuclear import signal receptor activity; protein binding. Lineage: Eukaryota; Fungi; Ascomycota; Dothideomycetes; Mycosphaerellales; Teratosphaeriaceae. Gene Ontology annotation, cellular component: nucleoplasm; cytoplasm; nucleus. Bases 1 to 1659 code for a protein of 552 amino acids. The record is from RefSeq and is a predicted model, not a curated record.